Messenger RNA from Glarea lozoyensis ATCC 20868, 1242 nucleotides. RefSeq names its product RING/U-box. The transcript has a single exon. Gene Ontology annotation, molecular function: ubiquitin protein ligase activity. Gene Ontology annotation, biological process: protein ubiquitination. NCBI's taxonomy places the organism in Eukaryota, Fungi, Ascomycota, Leotiomycetes, Helotiales, Helotiaceae. Bases 1 to 1242 code for a protein of 413 amino acids. The record is from RefSeq and is a predicted model, not a curated record.
AUGAACUCCAUCUUCGAAGAGUCCGCCAUCCCUGACUGGGACCCCCUCGACGACGACCCAACCUGUCCCAUCUGCCUCGAACACUACUCCCACAAACACGUCCGACUCCGCCUCGACACCUGCCAACACUCCCUCUGCCGCGAAUGUUUCGCCGAACUCCUCCGCGCCGCCGACACCAAAGACGAAGAACGCCUGAUCCGCUGUCCAUUCUGCCGCAAAUUCAUGAACAUCACCAUCAAAUUCGACAACGACAUCUUCAAGCACCUAAAGUUACGGACAUUGCCACUGGUAUUCCAUUCUGAUUUCGACACGCUUCCGGAUCAGACGUUCGCUCUCUAUCGGCCCCCAAGUCGAGGAUUCUCGCACGCGCUGCCGAACUCGGGGGUUUUUGGGAAUGUUGGGUCGAGGGGUGUGCAGUUGCAGGAUUUUGCGACUGUGGAGAUACGACAGACGGGGAAUUUUACGUCGACGAUGUUGACGCGCGAGAUGAGUGUUCAGUACUGUGAUCCGCUGUUUUUGGAGGAGACGAAUAUCUACGACCAUGACAUCGAGCCGAGACUGAAGCGCUUGCUGAAGUUGCUUAAACGUGCUGUUCCUAUUAAGAAAGGGGUUGGGCCGAGGAAGAUUGAGAGAGUGCCGGAUUUGCAGGUCGUGUGUUCGUCGAAGGAGAAGCGGAAUAUUGAUGGGUCGCCGACUUGGUACGAUGUCACGCUCUCACAGACUUUCGAGUCGAUGCGAGGGACCUCGAGAAGUGGAAACGAGGUUGUACUUGCGAGAUGGGUGACGGUGGUUAAUGAAUUCUGCAACUACGGCACGCCGAAAGGAAGGACAAGAGCAUCUAUGGCUACAGAGCCCUUGGCAAACUGGAAACACUUGUUCCGAGCACAGAUGGAGAUUCAGCGAGUGAUAGCGGCAGCACGUCGGAUAGAUCAUCCAUCGAACUUCGAAUGGCAUUUUGACGCACUACUCACCGAUUUCGGGAUCAUCACCUCAAAAACGCGAAUUGCGCUUGAUCCGCGAAAGGAUUAUCUCGACAUUCUAUACGAGUAUGGAAAGUUUACGUACUACCUCUCCCUUGCGAAGCAGCGAUUGCCUGGGAUCUUGUGUAAAAGAUACACGGACUUUGUGAGAUUCAAAACUACGAGGAAGUCCCCGUGGCCGGCUGUGGCGAAGUUUGGGGCUAUGAAGGGUGGGACUGCUUGGUUUAAGUAUGUUGAGCAGGUUAUCAGAACGAGCUUUUAG